Molecule: messenger RNA, 1207 nt
Organism: Malania oleifera
Lineage: Eukaryota; Viridiplantae; Streptophyta; Magnoliopsida; Santalales; Ximeniaceae
Exons: 8
Coding region: 184-909 (241 amino acids)
Molecular function (GO): RNA binding
Source: RefSeq, a predicted model, not a curated record
CACCAAAAACACGAUUAGCAAAUCCAGGUCGAGUUUAAAUUGCGACCCGUAUGGCUGUUAACACCAGCUGAGGUUUUAGACUGCGAGGGGUUUAGGGUUUCUCUCCUUCCCUCGCUCUUCUUACACUCCAGCAUUCACUCUCUAUUUCGCCUGUGCGUUUUUCCGUUUUUUGAAGCCAAGAGCAUGGACAGGUACCAGAGAGUGGAGAAACCCAGGCCCGAGUCGGUCAUAAACGAGAACGAGAUCAGAAUCACGACGCAGGGUUUGAUAAGGAACUAUAUCAGCUAUGCGACUACUCUUCUUCAGGAGAAACGCGUGAGAGAGAUCGUCUUGAAAGCAAUGGGGCAGGCAAUCAGCAAGACAGUCGCCAUUGCAGAAAUCAUAAAGAAGAGGAUUCCGAGGUUGCAUCAAGAUACUGCUAUCAGCUCUGUAAGCAUAACUGACGUAUGGGAACCCAUUGAAGAGGGGCUUGUGCCUUUGGAGAUGACUCGCCAUGUCUCAAUGAUUUCAAUCACCUUGUCUGCUAGAGAGCUGAACAAAAACUCUCCUGGGUACCAGGCUCCAUAUAUUGUAGAACAACAGAAGCCACAAUACCGUUAUCAAGUGCAGCCUCAACCAAAACAAGCAGCACGGGGACAAUACAAUGCACAAUAUAAUGCGCCAUACAAUGCUGUUAAUGAAGAUUCAUAUGGCCGAGGACGGGGUCGUGGAAGGGGAAGAGGUCGGGGUUGGGGUGGAUAUGAAAACUAUCAAGAUAAUGGUGGGUAUUCAAACUGGGGUCGUGGGGCUGGGCGAGGCAGAAGUUGGGGCUACCGUGGUGCUGGAUAUGAAAGAGGCAGAGGUGGAGGAAGAGGUUAUGGCCGUGGUCGUGGAAGGGUGGGUGGCCGCUCGAGGGGCCGUGGAAACUAGGCAAAAUGAGGAAUUAGUGUGCAGUUUUGCUCUAGCUAAGCGCUUGCCUUGUCUUAAUGGGUUAAUUUUCUCGUGAAACUGUUUUAGAAGCAAGAAAAUGUGGUUUAUAAUCUGGGUUUUGUUACCUGUGUUUUUCCCCUUAAUAUCUUUUUCAUGAUAUGGAUGCGGGCAGGCUUGUUUUAUGGUCUUUUUUCUAUUUUAGGCGAGAGCGAGUGGCCAGUUUCUGAUUGCUGUAAUUCAUUGAAGCAUGUUAUUACAAAUACUUAUUGUAUUUAAAUCCAAUCUUUAUAUUUUUUUA